Molecule: messenger RNA, 938 nt
Organism: Macrobrachium nipponense
Lineage: Eukaryota; Metazoa; Arthropoda; Malacostraca; Decapoda; Palaemonidae
Product: acanthoscurrin-1-like
Exons: 2
Coding region: 31-780 (249 amino acids)
Source: RefSeq, a predicted model, not a curated record
CUCACCAUCCCUCGUCCUGCAGAGACCACCAUGAGAGCCUUGAUUGGAGUGCUGUUGGUAGCCUUAGUGGCUGCAGAGCAGAAACGUUCAGCUGACCCUGGAAUUGGCUAUGGGGGACUUGGUGGCCUUGGCCUAGGAGGACUGGGUUAUGGGGGACUGGGUCAUGGAGGGCAUGGACUUGGUGGUCUUGGCUAUGGCUUAGGCCUGAAUGCUGGAUACGGAGGUGGAUACGGAGGCUAUGGUGGCCUCUUAAGUGCAGGCAACUACGCCAAUGGAUACAGCCACUCCACUGGAUACAACCAUGGAAACAACAUUCUAACUGGAUACGGAGGAUUGGGAGGACUGUCACACGGCCAUCUUAACAAACACUUGCUCGGCAAACGAAGUGCUGAUCCUGAACCAGGUUUAGCUUAUGGAGGACUCGGCGGACUUGGAGGACUUGGCCAUGGAGGACUUGGCCAUGGAGGCAUUGGCCAUGGAGGCCUUGGUCAUGGAGGGCUCGGCUAUGGAGGUCUUGGUCUUGGUGGAUUUGGCCAUGGAGGCCUUGGACUUGGAGGGCUUGGCUAUGGAGGCCUAGGGCACGGUGGACUAGGUCAUGGCUUAGGCUUUAAUGCUGGAUUCGGUGGAGGAUUUGGUGGCCAUGGUGGUCUCUUGGAUGCCGGUAACUAUGCCCAUGGAUACAGUCACUCCACUGGGUACAGCCAUGGAAAUCAUAUUGGAAAUGCCCACAAAGGAUUGGGUGGAGUGGCCCAUGGGCACAAAAAAAUCAUAGGGAAAUAAAAUGAUAUUUCUUAGGCUUAACAAGAACCAGAACGUUGGUGUUUCCAGUGAAAUAACGAGUCCAGACGGUUAAUGUAUGCUUGAUAUGAAAACCUAAUCUCUCAGGUUUCUUGAUCUAUGUAAAAAUGCUUUCUGAAAGAAUAUAUAUUUUAGACCAA